Helobdella robusta is the source of this 1101-nucleotide messenger RNA. RefSeq lists its product as hypothetical. Gene Ontology annotation, molecular function: RNA polymerase II cis-regulatory region sequence-specific DNA binding; DNA-binding transcription factor activity. The coding region runs from base 1 to 1101 and encodes 366 amino acids. Lineage: Eukaryota; Metazoa; Annelida; Clitellata; Rhynchobdellida; Glossiphoniidae. The record is from RefSeq and is a predicted model, not a curated record. Gene Ontology annotation, biological process: regulation of transcription by RNA polymerase II. The transcript is spliced from 4 exons.
AUGGGAGAAGAGGCAAUGUCACAGGAUAUGUACCACCUUAUCUGCCAUCCUCAAAAUCAAACUCUCAGCCUUGACAAUGCCAACAAAAGCGUCAGGUCUAUUUUGCUUGCUGACAGUGCAGAAGGCAUCACAAAAAUUUUGCAUGAUGAUCAAUUUAUAAUCAAGGAAGAGGCUCAAGAUGAAGACUAUAGUGUCUUCUCAGAGUUCAGUUACCAUCAGUGUAUACAUUGUUCUUCAGUUUUCCUGUAUAAACAGCAGUUGAAAAAUCAUUUAAAAAAUGAACAUAAUGUUAUGCCUAUGAAGCUUAGCAAUCACCAACCACAAAAUAUUUUGGCUACCUCUUCUGUUUUCAAUGAAGUUACAUCGAUGCCAUCGUAUUCGUCACAACAAAGAAAAAUAUUUGCUUGUCACUUGUGUCAUAAAAGGUUCUCGCAAUCCUGCAACUUGAAGACACACAUGCGAGUUCAUUCUGGUGAACGUCCAUUUGAGUGCACGGAGUGUGAUAGGCAGUUCACGAACAAGGUCAACCUGCAAACUCAUAUGAGGACUCACACAGGGGAAAAGCCUUUCGUCUGCAUUGUCUGUGCCAAUCAAUUUACUCAGGUGAGCAGUUUGAAGGUGCACAUGCGCUCUCACACAGGGGAAAGGCCGUACUUAUGUGGUCAGUGCUCGCGUGGCUUCACAAAAUCGUCAGACCUCAACAGACACCUUAAGACGCACCUCGUCGAACGACCGUACAGGUGCAAAGAGUGCCAGAGAGGAUUCACGCAGAUAAACAGCUUGCAAAUGCACAUGAGGCUUCACACAAAUUAUCGACCUUACACUUGCUUCAUAUGUGACAAAAGGUUUGCCAGAAUCAGCUGCUUGAAAGCCCACACGAAGCUGCACACAGAUCUGCUAGUCACCGAUCAGGACAUGGCAGCGCUGCAACAAGAGGACCGGGAGUCUAACAAUAAUGUAGAAGAAAUCAACGAUGACGACGAUGAUGAAAUUGAUGAUGACUAUAUAAGGAGCUAUAAGGAAAUUAAGAGACGAAUGCGAAACAAAAAGAAAUACAUGCAACUAAGUGAUAAAAUGGACAUGACUCCUAGUGAAAACUAG